AUGACUUCUUUCAAUUUGCCUUCGCAAAUGAAGGCUUUAGAAUACUCAGAGCCGAGAAAAUUCAGUGUCGUUCAGAAACCUCUGCCACUUAUUCGGGAUGAUGAUGUUUUGAUCAAAGUGAAGGCCAGUGGCGUUUGUGGCACUGAUUUGCACAUCCAUGAUGGAGAAUUCGGAGCACAGUUUCCCCUUGUGCCUGGCCAUGAAACAGUCGGUGUAGUCGCAGCAUUCGGUUCCAGCGUUAAAGGGUUCAAAGUUGGUGAUCGCGUGGUGGCAGACAACUCCGAGCUAUGUGGUAAAUGUCAUUACUGUCGUCGCGGCGACGAACUAUUUUGCGAGCACUUCAUUGCCCAUGGUGUGAUGGUCGACGGUGGAUUUGCCGAAUAUGCUGUGUAUCCCUCGUUCAGAGUGUUUCAGUUUCAGAAUAUCUCCGAUGUCGAUGCCACCUUAAUCGAACCUGCCUCUUGUGCUGCGCAUGGCAUGGAUAAGAUUGCUCCCAAGUUGGGAUCAAAGGUCCUUCUUUUCGGUGCCGGACCAACUGGACUCGUGUUAGCACAAAUGCUUCGCCUUCAUGGCGCCAGCCACUUGGUUAUCGCUGCUCCUGGUGGGCCUAAGAUGGACCUUGCACGAUCACUCAAUGCUGCGGACGAAUAUGUUGAACUGCCUCGAGACAAAGAAGCGGCAAUAAAAACUCGCGAAAGGAUAAAAAGCAAGAACCCAUACGGCUUCGAUAUUGUUGUCGAGGCAACUGGAAGCGCUGAAGUCCUCGAAGAUUCAAUCAAUUUCGUACGAAAAGGGGGAAAGCUUGUUGUCUACGGCGUAUAUCCAGAUGACGCUCGGUGCCUUUUAUCACCGAACAAGAUCUUCAAGGAGGAGAUCAACAUAAUCGGCUCUUUCAGUCAGGUGUAUAAGUUUCCUGCCGCCAUUGAUUACCUCGACACAGGAAAGGUCAAGGUGACUGGCAUCGUGAACAAGACAUUCCGAGUGGAAGAGUGGCAGGAAUGUCUCGACGCAAUGAAGAACAAAACUGUGAUCAAAGCAGCGCUUGUCUUUGACUAA
Molecule: messenger RNA, 1056 nt
Organism: Talaromyces amestolkiae
Lineage: Eukaryota; Fungi; Ascomycota; Eurotiomycetes; Eurotiales; Trichocomaceae
Exons: 5
Coding region: 1-1056 (351 amino acids)
Molecular function (GO): oxidoreductase activity; zinc ion binding
Source: RefSeq, a predicted model, not a curated record